AUGGCACGUCGUCACAAAUUGCUUAAUGUGAAAAUUCUGGCUGAUCAUACAAGUGGUCUGGUUGAAGUAGCCUUUCAUACUACUCGUUUGAAUCGAGCAAAUAUGGAACAGCUACCUUUUCCUGAUGAAAAUUUUCAUGAAGAUAUCGAAGAACAAUUUCAAAGAAAUAAUAAAUUUACUCUUGAACAUAUCCAUCAUCAUAAUGGACGAGCAUUUGUUCCUAAAGUUCCUGUUCAUAUUAUAUCUAUUACGGUUGAAAAUUAUCAUGGAAAUUUUCGACAAUUACUUGAUCCAUAUUUAUACUGUGUAACAAUCGAGCAUGGUUCUGUUCAAUGGUCGAUUUAUAAAAGUGAUGAAAAUUUUCACGAUUUGCAUAAUGAAUUAAUGCAGUUCGCUAAUACAGAACGAGAAAAAUCUAUAAAUGCUUUACAACCAUGGCUUGCUAUAAAGGAUACAUAUGUAGUUUAUAUGCAACCUGAUACAUAUGAAAUACGUUUUCCAAUAUUACUUGAUUGUAAAUUUGAAGUGGCACACAGUCGUCAUCAUAUUGAUAAUUAUUAUAGAAUUAAGAUAAAAAAUUUACAAUGUAAAAUAGUUGUUAAAUGUCGAACAUCACAUGAAUGUGAAGAAUGGAUGCAAAAUUUCAAAAUGCUUAUUGAACAAGCAUAUGGUUUUAUUGACCGACAUGCAAAUCGUUUUAAUUCCUAUGCGCCUAUUCGAGAAAAUCAACGGGCUCAUUGGUUUAUCAAUGGUAAAUCAUAUAUGAAAGCUGUCGCUAGAGCACUUCUAACUGCAAAAGAAGAAGUUUUCAUAACCGAUUGGUGGUUGUCACCUGAAAUUAUGAUGAUACGGCCAACAGAAGACGAAACAUAUCGUCUGGAUAAUUUAUUAGCAACAGUGGCUGCAAAAGGAGUUCGUGUUUAUGUAAUGGUUUUUAAAGAGCUCAAACGAGUUUUACCUUUAAGUAGUCUAUAUACCAAGAAGAAACUACUGUCUAAAAAUAAAAAUGGAUUUAUUAAACGUAGUGAUCGUAUGAAAACAGCAUUAAAUGCUCUUAGUCAAAUCGAUGAAGAUACUGCGUCUCUUGACUCAUCUUCUACCAAUGAAACACAAACUUACAGGAAAUCACGAACACCUAAAUUGAAACAAUUAAUGUCAGCAGGUAAGACUAAAUCUGAUAUUGUAUUUAUAAAAGAAAGCCAAGACAGCGACGACUCUGAUAGUGACGAGAACCUCGAUGAACAACAAUCAGUAGCUAGUAUUGUGAUUUCUGACAAUGAUAGACGUCAUCUAUUAUUCAUUGGAAAAGAUUAUGCAAAUGAUUAUGAAAAAGGAUUUGAAAAAGCUGAAGAACCCUAUGAAGACAAUAUUAAUCGAAGACACUUACCUCGUAUGCCAUGGCACGAUGAAGCUCUGGUUGUAUUUGGUCAAGGAGCACGUGAUGUUGCAAGACAUUUUAUUCAACGAUGGAAUAUUCAUAAAUGCGAAAAACAUUUGAACAAUGAUGCAUAUCCAUUUCUUUUACCAAAGUCAUAUAGUGACAUCCAAGAUUUAACUGUGGAUAACUGGAGAGAAUUUCUGGAUGAUGAACCAUGUUGUGUUGAUACUCAAUGUGUACGUUCUACUUCAUUGUGGUCAUCGGGAAUAAAAUCAACUGAAAAAUCCAUUCAAAAUGCAUACAUACAAAUGAUUGGUGCUGCUAAACAUUAUAUAUACAUCGAAAAUCAAUUCUUUAUUACGAUUGCUGGGGAUAGACUGGUUAAAAAUGAAUUAGCUAAAGCUCUUUUUAUGCGUAUAAAACAAGCACAUGAAUCGAAAGAAAAAUUUCGUAUUUAUGUUGUGAUACCACUUUUUCCCGGUUUUGAUAGUCUCAAUGCUUUACAUGCUGUACUCUUUUUCAUAAUGCGUUCGAUUACUAAAGGUGGUAAUUCAUUAUUUUGUCGACUUGAAAAAGAAGGCAUUACACCAAGCGAUUAUAUUAGUUUUUUUGGCAUGCGUAAUCACAAUGUACUUAUGGGUCGUUUAGUCACGGAAAUAAUAUAUGUUCAUUCGAAAUUAAUGAUUAUUGAUGAUUCUAUGGCAAUAUGCGGUAGUGCAAAUAUAAAUGAUCGUUCAUUACUAGGUGAACGCGAUAGUGAAUUUUGUAUUGUAAUAAAGGAUCGUGAAAAAGUUGAUGGUCGAUUCAAUGGAAAACCAGUUCGUGUAGGAAAAUUUUGUUCGAGUUGGCGCAAAAAGAUUUUUGAGAUGCUGUUAGGUAUUCAGUUUGAAAAUCCAAAUAAUAUUGAUGUAACUGAUCCAGUAUCCGAUGAAUUUUAUACCUAUUUUCGACAAACAGCACGAAAGAACACAGAAAUUUAUGAAAAAGUGUUUGGUACAAUACCAACGAAUCAAGUUCGAACAUUUGCUCAAAGUUCAAGGUACAGUGACGCAAAAUAUAUAAGAGAUAUAGAUCCAUUACGAGCGCAAGAAGAAUUGAAAACUAUCCAAGGUUUUGUUGUUGAAUAUCCAAUUUAUUUUCUUCAUGAUGAAAACUAUUUACCUAAAAAGGGAUCUCGCGAAGGAAUAGUUCCAUUGGUAACAUGGACGUAA
Rotaria sp. Silwood2 is the source of this 2589-nucleotide messenger RNA. The record is from the annotation of a GenBank genome assembly. Lineage: Eukaryota; Metazoa; Rotifera; Eurotatoria; Philodinida; Philodinidae.